This is a messenger RNA of Naegleria lovaniensis, 1230 nucleotides long. RefSeq lists its product as uncharacterized. Lineage: Eukaryota; Heterolobosea; Eutetramitea; Acrasida; Naegleriidae. The record is from RefSeq and is a predicted model, not a curated record. The transcript has a single exon. The coding region runs from base 1 to 1230 and encodes 409 amino acids.
AUGUUAAACAACACCUUCUCUGAAAGGGUAGCAACCCCUCUUGUGUCUAAGAACGAGCCAUCGGUUCUAAAAAUCUGUGUUCUUGGAGCAUCAGGCCAAACUGGAUCCAUUGUGGUCGAAAGUCUUUUACAUCACACCUCUUUCCAUGUCACGUUAAUUGGAAGAAGUGUCUCCAGGCUCGAGCAUGAGGUAGAGAAAAUAUUGCAGCGCUUGAGAGAAAGCAAGGACGUCUCCAAUUUCAACAAAGAAAACAUAGAGAAUAGAAUUUCUCUAACAGAGCUUAAUAUCGAGAGUGCUUUAGCAGGAUCUGUCGAGGCGAGUGACAAGUUUGAGAAUAUCUUGAAAAAUCACACGGUCUUAAUCAAUACCAUACCUCCAUUCAAAGAAAAAGAGAAAAAUGCAGCAUUGGGAAGAAUGAUUAUCAAGCUAGGUGUUGAUUACAUCGAUCCACACAUGAGUCCAGCUACCUUGAGCACCUUUAAGGAGAUGCAAUCAGAAGCAGUCAAAAGUAAUACCACCAUAAUUUGUCAGUCUGGAAUGUAUCCUGGGCUAGAGGCUUUGCUGACAAGACAAGCUCAAAAACAUAUUCCACAUUUAACUCAUGCCAAUGUGGUCAUCAUGACCAGGGAAGAAGGUGGUCUUGGUGUCACAAGUGGAGUGGCUGAUGUCGCUGAUUUUAUGAAAGUGACAGGUUCACGAGUCAUGAAAGAUGGUGAAUGGCAAAACGACAGCUCUUUUUCAAAAAAGUUUCAUGUUGUCUCUGUUGACACAACCAUGAAUUGCUAUCCAUUGGAGCUUGACGAAAUGAAGCAGCUAUCCAUUCCAACGUUGAAGAAUAUGGGAGUGUAUGUGGCUGAAAUGGGCCUUUUUGCUGAUUCUGUAAUGCUUGCUGUACAGUUAAGCACCAAGUACAUGUCAUGCCUUGCUAAUCCAUUGACAAAUUUGCUGGCAUAUGCAACGAGCAAAAUAAGUGAGCCAUAUGGCUCAGCAGUUCAAGUUGAAGCAAUAGAUGCAGAAAGUGAUAAAAAGAUCACUCUCUCAUUAUUUCACAAAGGAACCUAUUAUUUGACUGCCAUUUCCAUGAUCGCGGUUGUAGAGCAAUUGGUUGAGAGUAGAGUUAGAGGGGUGAGAAAUCCAGGAGUGCAUUAUGCGUCCAUCUAUGCAGAGCCAACCUCAUUCAUUGAAUCAUGCAAAAAGAAGGGUGUCAGAUUUGAUCAAGUUUCUAAAUAA